CUCUCAUUCUCCGCUCCUUGGCUUCUUUCCUCUACAACCUCCAUUCUGCAAGGUUUUUUGAUUUUUUUUCUUCAGUUCCCUUACUCCGCCUCUCAGAAUCAUGGGCAAGGUCAAGAUCGGAAUCAAUGGAUUCGGAAGAAUCGGUCGUUUGGUUGCCAGAGUCGCUCUUCAGAGAGAUGAUGUUGAGCUGGUCGCCGUUAACGACCCCUUCAUCACCACCGAUUACAUGACGUAUAUGUUCAAGUACGACAGUGUUCACGGUCAGUGGAAGCACAACGACAUUAAGGUGAAGGACUCUAAGACUCUUCUAUUUGGCGAUAAGCCGGUGACCGUUUUCGGUGUGAGGAACCCCGAGGAGAUUCCAUGGGGUGACACCGGUGCCGAGUACGUCGUAGAGUCGACCGGAGUGUUUACCGACCAGGACAAGGCCGCUGCGCAUUUGAAGGGUGGUGCUAAGAAGGUUGUUAUUUCUGCACCAAGUAAAGAUGCUCCCAUGUUUGUUGUGGGUGUGAAUGAGAAGGAAUACAAAUCGGACAUCGCCAUUGUUUCCAAUGCUAGUUGCACCACCAACUGCCUAGCACCUCUGGCCAAGGUCAUCAAUGACAGAUUUGGCAUUGUUGAGGGUCUUAUGACGACCGUCCACUCUAUUACCGCGACGCAAAAGACUGUUGAUGGGCCAUCAAGCAAGGACUGGAGGGGUGGAAGAGCUGCUUCCUUCAACAUCAUCCCCAGCAGCACCGGAGCUGCUAAGGCCGUCGGGAAGGUACUACCGGCAUUGAAUGGAAAGUUGACCGGAAUGGCAUUCCGUGUCCCGACUGUGGAUGUCUCGGUGGUGGAUCUCACUGUAAGACUGGAGAAGAAGGCAAGCUAUGAAGAGAUCAAAGCCGCUAUCAAGGAGGAGUCGGAGGGGAAGCUGAAGGGAAUCCUGGGUUACACAGAAGAUGAUGUGGUUUCCACCGACUUCUUGGGUGAUAACAGGUCAAGCAUUUUCGAUGCCAAGGCUGGAAUUGCGCUCAACGACAACUUCGUUAAGCUGGUUUCCUGGUAUGAUAACGAAUGGGGUUAUAGCUCCCGUGUAGUUGACUUGAUCCUCCACAUGGCCUCUACCAACUGAAACCCCAUCCAUCAUCUGGGAUACGUACGUACGUAAGCCAGCGCUAGCUGCUGCUAUUUUGCUAGAGAGUUGUAGUGUGUUUGUUUUUCUGUCCUAAAUUUGGUCAUGACGUUUUUGAAACUAUUUAAGAGGAUCCUGCCUGUUCUAUUCG
Nelumbo nucifera (sacred lotus) is the source of this 1265-nucleotide messenger RNA. RefSeq names its product glyceraldehyde-3-phosphate dehydrogenase 2, cytosolic. Lineage: Eukaryota; Viridiplantae; Streptophyta; Magnoliopsida; Proteales; Nelumbonaceae. Gene Ontology annotation, cellular component: cytosol. Gene Ontology annotation, biological process: glycolytic process; glucose metabolic process. Gene Ontology annotation, molecular function: NADP binding; glyceraldehyde-3-phosphate dehydrogenase (NAD+) (phosphorylating) activity; NAD binding. The record is from RefSeq and is a predicted model, not a curated record.